CGCCCGUUUGUUUUGCUGCUCGAAGGCUUCUGCAUAGAGAUGGCAAGAGAACCCUAGCAGGCUGUGGGGCCUAUACGGUUGGGCUUUCUACCGAAAACCGUAACGUUAGUAGCGCAAAGACGCAGUUGGUAGGAAAGGAGCGGAACAGCGGACAAGAAGAACCAUGGGACACGGAGUGGGCUGAACCAGAGGGUCAAGCAGCACACGCCAAUUGGUUCCCACUGUGGCAUAUGACAUGGCCACGGCCUCAUCCAGAGCAGAGUCCAGCCAUAACCACAGAGGAACGACACAGCUCCAUGCCAUCGUUUCCUGUGCCAAAAUCAAGAGGAAGAAGAGCCUGUUUGGGACAGCCAUUUAUGUGGAGGUGACAGCGGAGGGGCAGUCGCGCCGCACAGCAAAGUCUCACAGCUCCUCCAGUCCUAAAUGGGAUGAGAGGCUCACUCUGAAUGUAACACCGCACACACAGGUUGAUUUCAGAGUAUGGAGUCACCACACCCUGAAGGCGGACGCUUUGCUGGGCAGAGCCACACUGGACCUCACUCAAGCCUUGGAGCAGCAUGACAGGAAAUUGGAGAAUGUGAAGGAGGUGCUGAAGCUGAGCGUGGAGCAGAAGGGGGCUGUGGUUCCCACAGGAGAGCUGACUGUCUACCUAGACGGUCUGACUGUUACUGACCAGGAGGAACUGGCACCGCUUACCAACGGCAAUGCAGCAAAUGGCACCAGUGAGCUGAAAGUCCAACAGAAUGGCGAUGCCAUCCAUGAAAAUGGAGACUCAUCCUCCUCUUGCUCAAUGGCUGCCAGCAGCACAGUGAAUGGUACAGACUUGCGCCCAAGGUCCAGUUCCUGUUCGGCAACCAGUGGUUUGGGCUCUCAGGUGCCUUCCAGUUCCUGCAGCGCUUCCCUUGGUCACGUCAUCGUCAAUGGAGACGUCACACCCAACUCCACCCCAGUCCACCGACCCUCAGACAGUGACCCAGAGAGUAGGACAGUCAAUGGAGAGUCCUGUGACGCUGCUCUCGGGCCAUCGUCUGCUACAACAGGAGAAGUGCCGCCCCCUGCAGAUGACCACCAGGACUGCAAUCACGAUUCCGCCCCGCCAGAUCCCAACACAGCGCCAGACGAAACCCCCCAAACCCUGCUAUGCUCCACACAGGCUCCAGCCUCCUCCUCUGCUAAGCCUACUGAUGGCGCUGCUGCUGCUGCUGCUUCCUCCACUUUCAGCUCCCCGCCACAGGGGCCCCCCGCCAUCACAACCUCCUCAUCAUCGUCCUCCCCGCCCCCAGCAAUCGGAGACGGGAAUGCUUCAGCAGAAGGCGGUAGCAGCAGUACAGCCGUAACUACAGAUGGGGCCAAGCCCAGGGAACAGGCCCCUAAUGCUGGAGCCCCUGACCCUCUGCCUCCAGGGUGGGAGCAGAGGAAAGACCCGCAUGGGAGAACUUAUUAUGUCGACCACAACACCAGAACUACGACCUGGGAAAGACCACAGCCACUACCACCAGGUUGGGAGCGCCGGGUGGAUGACCGGGGAAGGAUCUAUUACGUGGACCACAACACCCGCACCACCACAUGGCAGCGUCCCACCAUGGAGUCGGUCCGCAACUUUGAGCAGUGGCAGAGCCAGCGCAGCCAGCUGCAGGGAGCUAUGCACCAGUUUAACCAGAGAUACCUCUACUCUGCAUCCAUGAUGUCUGCUGAGAAUGAUCCUCUCGGCCCGCUACCUCCUGGAUGGGAGAGGCGAGUGGACUCCAAUGACCGAGUGUACUUUGUCAACCAUAGCACCAAGACAACGCAGUGGGAGGACCCCCGAACACAAGGGCUACAGAAUGAGGAUCCUCUUCCUGAAGGUUGGGAGAUCCGUUACACAAGGGAAGGAGUCCGCUACUUUGUGGAUCACAACACGCGAACCACCACUUUCAGUGACCCCCGCACUGGAAAGUCCUCUGUCACCAAAGGCCCUCAGAUUGCUUAUGAACGCAGUUUUCGGUGGAAGCUUGCCCAUUUUCGCUACUUGUGCCAGUCAAAUGCUCUCCCGAGCCAUGUGAAGAUCACCGUCUCCAGACAGACGCUGUUUGAAGACUCCUUCCAGCAAAUUAUGGCCCUGAAGCCUUACGACUUGAGGAGGAGACUCUACGUUAUCUUCAGAGGAGAGGAGGGUCUUGACUAUGGAGGCUUAGCCAGAGAGUGGUUCUUCUUGUUGUCCCAUGAAGUGCUGAACCCCAUGUACUGUCUGUUUGAGUACGCGGGCAAGAGCAACUACUGUCUGCAGAUCAACCCGGCCUCAGCCAUCAACCCGGACCACCUCUCCUACUUCUGCUUCAUCGGCCGCUUCAUCGCAAUGGCACUUUUCCACGGGAAGUUCAUCGACACAGGCUUCUCUCUGCCUUUCUACAAACGCAUGCUGAACAAGAAGCUUAUCCUCAAAGACCUGGAGUCCAUCGACCCAGAGUUCUACAACUCACUCAUAUGGAUCAGGGACAACAACAUUGAAGAGUGUGGUCUGGAGAUGUACUUCUCAGUGGACAUGGAGAUCCUGGGGAAGAUCACUUCUCAUGACCUCAAACCCGACGGCACCAAUGUUCUAGUCACCGAGGAGAACAAGGAGGAGUACAUCGGCCUUAUGGCAGAGUGGAGGUUCUCCCGCGGGGUUGAAGGUCAGACCAAAGCUUUUCUGGACGGCUUCAACGAGGUGGUUCCACUUCAGUGGCUCCAGUACUUCGACGAAAAGGAACUUGAGGUGAUGCUGUGCGGCAUGCAGGAGGUAGACCUUCAGGACUGGCAGAGAAACACAGUGUACCGUCACUACACACGGAACAGCAAACAGAUCAUCUGGUUCUGGCAGCUGGUGAAAGAAGUGGAAAACGAAGUGCGGCUGCGGCUCAUGCAGUUUGUUACUGGUACCUGCAGACUCCCUCUGGGCGGCUUCGCUGAACUCAUGGGAAGUAACGGGCCGCAGAAGUUCUGCAUUGAGAAGGUGGGGAAGGACACGUGGCUUCCUCGGAGCCACACAUGUUUCAACCGCCUGGACUUGCCUCCCUAUAAGAGCUUCGAGCAGCUGAAAGAGAAGCUGCUCUUUGCCAUCGAGGAAACCGAAGGAUUUGGCCAAGAAUAGAGAGAGGAGUCCUCUCCCAUUUCCCUCCCUCCCCCAUCGCUGUUUAUUCAGCCAAGUAAAACAAAAACAAAAAAAGAAUUGCACAAGAUAACCACCAAUGUAUAUAAGCUAUUUUGUCAUUUUAAACCAAAUCUUAAUUUGCAGCAUCGUUUUUGCCGCAAUCCUGUUCCCUCCUAUCCCUUUAGAUAUUAUAUGAAACCCCAUCAUGAAAUAUGCAAGCAUUUCUGCUCCUCUGUUUACAAACAGAAUUCUUGGAUACUUUUUUUCUUUUUCUCCCCACUGCAGCUUUUCAAAAGAGACUAAAAAGUGUUUUGGAGAGGAUUUUAUAGUUGAAGCGCGAUCUUCUUUUAAAGCUCUAGUUCUAUAGAGCUUCUAACUGGCGAGAGUAGUAUUGGGGUCUGGUGCCUGAAUUUAUUCCCCCCCUGUUGAAUCAUAGUCAUUUUUUUUUUUGCGUGCUUGCAUGACUGCCUGUGAAGAAAAGAAGACUGCUGAGACCCACUGAACACACACAGACAUUUCAGCAUGGACGCUUUGUUGCUUAAUGAGCCCCUCUUUCCUUUCUCAUCAAAAGUGUUUGGGGAUUUACUGCAGAGAGAAAGCCUCUCACUCACUUAGUAAGAAGCACCAUCAUCUGUCCUUGGAUAAAGAUGUGAGUUCAUUCAUUUAGCAGAGAAAGGCUACUAAAAGAGUGAGCCAAGGACUCAGUUAGCAAGUCAGUCUACACACUCUCCGUUUUUAUUUAAAGAUUAAGUUGUUUCAACAAAAACAAUUCCACAAAAAAGUAAAAAAACGACUCUGGCUCAAUGGGUCCUGUGUGCUUGGCUGAUGAUCUAAUGCCUAUGAAGCCACUAAGAUGCCAUAAGACAGCCAAUGGCAUCCUUAUUUGAUCAAAUGUACUUAAGCCCAUGUGUUAUAGGUAUUAUAAUAGUAAAAUAUAUUAUAAUUAAAUGAAAAAUGUUAAUCAGAAACCAAACACAGCAUACGAUAUUUAGCCAUCUUGUGUUGUCAUUAGGUCUAAAGAGCAUCUCCUUCAAAUGAAUCUGUGCACGAACUUGAAGACACUGUUCUCAUUAUUACUCAACUGAAGCUAAUAUGGCAUCAAAAAUGUCAAAGUUACAUGGAAAUGAUUUUCAGGUCAUAAAGGAGGUUAUGGACUUAAAAAACCUUUCUUAAGUCAUGUCUUAAAUGACUUAAAAGCAACAAAAAAUGGUGCAUGCAGUGAGCGCAAACUGAGUGUAAACUGGCCAGGUAAAAUGAAAAUAGGCAGUAAACACAACUGAUGGGAACUGAUGGGCUUCUGGAAGUAGUGACUGGGUCAUAAACCUGUAUGUGAUUGUUAGAAUGUAACAAUACUGUCCAAUGAAGUCUGUGUAAUGGAGACAAAAUAACUUUGAAGCCAUGCUGAGCCUACUUUCUGGAUCGUACCAUUUAAUUGAUCCAGCCCGUGUUCAGUCUCAUUCCUCCUGAGGUGAGCUAGCUUUAGUUUAAAACAGAUGUGUGUUCAUCCCUUAGGUUGCUGGAAAAUAGCCUUUAACAUACAAAUAAUGAUUAACAAGACACUAAAGUGCCACAGACCAAAUAACGCAACUCCUCAGCAGCCUCAAGCCUGUUUGGAGAGUGAUGAGACUUCUGUGUUUUAAUUGUUUGCACCCCCACUCUCCCCUUUGUCCUUGAUCUCCGUUAACUCUUCAGGGGACAUGUCGUUUGCUUUCAUCGCCUAACCAUCCAUUGUUUCUAAACUCUGGUGCUCAUUCUUUCAGUCAGUGGUCUAAAUGCAGCUAUGGCAGCGGCAUGCCAUUUUCCUUCUCUUCUCUGGCGUUAUGUUGUCAGGCCACUGCAAGCUGACUUGUCUUCUAGGAGGAGCUAUCAGUCAUGUAUAAAACACGUUCAGCUGUCCCUGCUGAAAAGAGGGACGACAGUAUGAAGAAAACAUUUACUGUAGCAAAAGGAGCCGGCUUAAGAGAAGUUAAAACUGCAGAACUUUGUGCUUCCUUAAUUUGAACAGAAACAUGUAAUCAAAGAAAAUCAACUGUGUAUGUGAAUAUUCAUUGUAUAAAGAUAAUGAAAGUAAAUAAAGUACUUAAAUAUUAUAAUUAUUUACACAGAGCCGCCGCUCCAUUGAUGGAAAUCUGUGAUGCCUUUUUGUUUCUAUCAGAAAUAGAUGGGACGUUUCAGGUUGCCUUCACUGCAGCCAGUUAGAGGAAGUUUCACAUGGAGAGAAACGUUGAGUCAUGUUCCUGAACAUCAGUCAGUAUGUGAUCAUGCAGCAGGGAUCUUGUUUCUGUGCCGACUGCAGCGUAGGCCACCUGAAACGCAUCCAACCUGUAACAUAUCGCGUGUAGAUACACACUGUAAACACCAACUACACUGUACAGAAUGCCCCUUUACUGGAGACCAUGUGUAUAGAAGAAUCAUUUUUAAUCUGCUUUCAACCCAUUUUAAUGGAGAGAUGGAUUUAUGAGAUACAAAUAAAUAAGUAAAUAAACCCCCUCCAUGACCAUGCCUUUUUCUUUUUUCCAUGUGUGAUUAUCGGGGGACGAGAGACCUUCUGCUCAGGAUUCACAACCUUUCUUUUUUUCUGUUCUUAAGGAAAAAUCAAUGAAUGUGCUCUUGGUUUAUCCUUUGCUUUGAUUGGAUCUUGCCUGUCGAAAGAACCAUAAUAAAUAAUGUAUCUGAUUAUCUUUAAA
Messenger RNA from Gymnodraco acuticeps, 5796 nucleotides. RefSeq names its product NEDD4-like E3 ubiquitin-protein ligase WWP1. The record is from RefSeq and is a predicted model, not a curated record. The transcript is spliced from 25 exons. Gene Ontology annotation, biological process: ubiquitin-dependent protein catabolic process. NCBI's taxonomy places the organism in Eukaryota, Metazoa, Chordata, Actinopteri, Perciformes, Bathydraconidae. The coding region runs from base 236 to 3109 and encodes 957 amino acids. Gene Ontology annotation, molecular function: protein binding; ubiquitin protein ligase activity.